CCGGCCGAUAAAGAAAUGAAAACAGAAAGGCACUGACCGCAAAACAGAAAGCAAAGUAACCGUAGCUGGGUGCUUAGAGGAAGAAAUAGCGGUGACGAAUGAGAAAAAGGUCCAAGAGGUCGUUUGAAAUCUUUUGCAGUACUGAACAUGGACAACGGCAGUGAUGAUGAUGUGCAGUCCGAGCUCGUUGCCGUGGAGAUGGAGCUGGAGGAAGUGGAGCAGCAGAUAGGCAUGCUAUUGGACAAACAGACCGAGCUCAACGCCCGCAAGACACGCCUCCUCAAGUCCCUCAAGAACCCGCCCUCCUCUUCUGAUAGGCCGACACAGUCGCCAGGCUCCUCCAAGCCCUCCAAGCCCCUCCUCAGCAAGCAGGAACUGCAGAGCUACAAGAACUCAGAUUUCCCCUGGUCCAAGGAGGUCCAGGAGAAGCUGGGCUCUGUGUUCAAGCUGUCCAAGUUCAGGCCCAUGCAGCUGCAGGCCAUCAACCUGACCAUGGGGGGCAAGGACCUGUUCCUGGUCAUGCCCACCGGCCGAGGGAAGAGUUUGUGCUACCAGCUGCCCGCCGUCUGCUCCAAAGGCUUCACAUUGGUGAUCACUCCUCUUGUGUCGCUGAUGGAGGAUCAGUUGAUGUAUCUGGAGUCAGUAGGGGUGACUGCUGUUUGCCUCAAUGCCUCCAGCACCAAGGAGCAUGCCAAAGCAGUUCUGGCGGACAUGACGGAGAAGAGCUGCCCCUUCAAGCUGCUGUACGUGACUCCAGAGAAGAUCGCCAAGAGCAAGACGCUGAUGGCCAAGCUGGAGAAGGCCUAUAACGCAGGACUGCUGGCCCGCUUCGCCAUCGACGAGGUGCACUGCUGCAGUCAAUGGGGACAUGAUUUCAGGCCGGACUACAAGCUGCUGGGCAUUCUGAAGAGGCAGUUCCCCAAGACACCCAUGCUGGGCCUCACUGCCACGGCAACCAGUAGUGUGGUGCAGGACUGCCAGAAGAUCCUCUGUAUCCCCGGCACCACGACGCUGACCGCUCCCUUUAACAGGCCCAACCUGUACUAUGAGGUACGCUACAAAGACCCCAUGAAUGAGGACUCCAUAAGCCAGAUUGCGUCCCUUAUCAAGAGCAAAUACAAGGACCAGACAGGCAUAGUGUAUGUGCACUCCCAGAAGGAUGCUGAGUCUGUCUCCGCUGACCUCCAGAAGCAGGGCAUCCAGGCCCAGCCCUACCACGCCAACUUGGAGGCCUCCUACAAGUCACGUGUACACAGGCACUGGGCCAACAAGAAGAUACAGGUGGUGGUGGCUACUGUGGCGUUUGGCAUGGGUAUUGACAAGGCUGAUGUGCGCUUCGUCAUCCACCACUCCAUCAGCAAGUCCAUAGAGAACUACUACCAGGAGAGCGGGCGAGCAGGGAGGGACGAUAAGCCGGCAGACUGCAUCAUCUUCUAUGGCUACCAGGACAUCUUCAAAGUGGCCACCAUGGUGGUGAUGGACCACACUGGGCAGGAGAAGCUCCACAACAUGGUGGCCUACUGCCAGGCUGUAGACAAGUGUCGGCGUGCCACCAUCGCUACACAUUUCGACGAGGUGUGGGAUGAUGAGGGAUGCAACAAGAUGUGUGACGUCUGUCGCCAAGACAACGACGCCAUGACGGUGGACAUUACCCAGCAUGCCCGUGAGGUGGUGCAGGUGGUGGAGGUGGCGGCCUCCCACGACGAGAAGGUGACGCCGCUUAAGGUGUGCGAGACGUGGAUGGGCAAAGGGCCCGCCAAGAGACGGCAGGAGAUCCGCGUCACAUCGCUGUCACGGCUAGAGGCAGAGGCCGUCAUCGUACACCUGCUGCUGAAGGGCUACCUCGGUGAGGACUACAGUUUCACUCCCUACACCACGUACUGCUAUCUGAAGCUGGGCAAGAAGGCGGGCCUACUGAAGCACGACAGCCACACCGUCACCAUGGCGAUGAAGAAAACAAUGUCGGGAGGCCUUCGCAACAGUGAGGAGGACCCAGGGGAUUUCAAUUCAGACAAUUCAGAUAUAGUAUUAGAAGGGCAUAAUGGCAGAUCAGACAAAUUAAACAAGAAUAACCAGAACCAGGCUAAGAGAGAGGGGGGUGGGCAGACUGAGACGCCCUUCUCUGCGGAUGCCCUUGAGGAUGACCCUGACCCCAAGGAGCGAGAACCUGCAAUUGAGGUUGAGGUGGACAUAGAGAUGAAUAUUUCACCACUGGAUGAAGCAGAAAACGAAAGCGACAAGGCCAAGGGUGCUGCUCCCGAGCCCCAUAAAAUUGCCCCAAAACGCAAAUCAACCACCCCAAAAAGACGCAGGUGUCAAGUGCAGGCUAAUGGCGGCGGUGGUGUGAAAGUUGCAGCGGUUCCCCCAAGGUCAGCCCUCAUCAGCUCUCCGUCACAGGUGUCGAUCCUCUCCGACACUGCUGCCGAGGAACUGUGUGACCUGCGCAGGUACUACAACCAGCAGCUGCGCCAAAUAAACUACAUUUCCCAUGAGCACUUGCAUCAGGCGCACACUGGCGUGCUUACCUGCAUGCGGGAGCCCUUCAGGAACCUGCGCCUGCCCUUCCGCUCCACCAUCACUAGGGGCGCUAGAGACCUGUGGACGCGUGUUAGCAUGAGGAGGAAGCUGAUCCAGAGGUGACAUGAAGACAAAAUGGCCACUGCCUGUCUGUGGUAUCUAAGAUCAAAGAUCAAUGGAUCUCAGAUCAAGAUCAAAGGAAGUCAAUGUAGAAUUCCUCUUUGGACUUUUAAUUGGCCCUUUUUCGGUCCUGGGUCCCAUGGAGGGGCUGAAUGUGAAAUGUUCACUUAUUCACUUAUGCACUAUGUAGAGAACCUAACACUGGGUGCAGUUACAUGCGAGGAACAUUCUGAUUUUAAACAGAAUGGUGGCAGUAUUCAGUUUGCGAGUCAUGAGUCAUGUAAACUCUUUAUUCAUUCUGAAUGUGGCCAUAUUUCUGGAACAUUCCGGUUGCAGAAUGUUGUUUCACACAUAUAAGCAGAAUAUUCCAGAACUUGUUUUAAACCGAAUGCUGACAAUGUACCGUUUGAAACUGAUAUUCUUUGCCUGUAACUGCGCUCAAUAUUUCAACUUGUGCCCUAUGCAGUCCACUUUGUAGUGAAUGACUGACCAUUUCUGACAUGGCCUUUGUCGUAAAUAAUAUCUAUUGUCCCUCGUUGCUGCUCCGCCAUUUUGCCUUUUGCUGCACUACAUGCACUGGUCUGAUGAUCUACCAAGGACUGACAUGAUAUGACUACAUGAAGGAAAACGAUAAAACAAAGCUACCAUUCCUCUCUGAUGUUUGUGUUUAAUACACAUUACUGUAAGCUCUGCCUUAAAUUGUUUACAUAUUUUUUUAUGUUUUUUACGACUAGAAGAGACUAUUAGAGCAUGUACGUAUACGUAGAACCAGGAUUGCAUGUGUACAGAGGUGAUGGCUUGUCCUAUUGCCGUGUGUACCCUGUGUUUGGUGUGCUGUUCUCCACAUUAUUUGAUCACUGAGAAAUGCCACUACCUACUGAUGAAGAACCAUUACUGUCACCUUCAGUUUUUUUAUUACUGUAUCGUUAUUCUGAUAAAGAUAUGAGGGGUAUAAAAUAAAUGGUGUAUAUUACCCUUAAAAGUUA
Messenger RNA from Engraulis encrasicolus (European anchovy), 3623 nucleotides. It is a transcript of the gene recql, whose product is annotated as RecQ helicase-like. The record is from RefSeq and is a predicted model, not a curated record. Gene Ontology annotation, cellular component: cytoplasm; chromosome. The transcript has 15 exons. The coding region runs from base 148 to 2640 and encodes 830 amino acids. Gene Ontology annotation, molecular function: 3'-5' DNA helicase activity; ATP binding; nucleic acid binding. Gene Ontology annotation, biological process: double-strand break repair via homologous recombination. NCBI's taxonomy places the organism in Eukaryota, Metazoa, Chordata, Actinopteri, Clupeiformes, Engraulidae.